Messenger RNA from Volvox carteri f. nagariensis, 972 nucleotides. RefSeq lists its product as uncharacterized. NCBI's taxonomy places the organism in Eukaryota, Viridiplantae, Chlorophyta, Chlorophyceae, Chlamydomonadales, Volvocaceae. The transcript is spliced from 2 exons. The coding region runs from base 1 to 972 and encodes 323 amino acids. The record is from RefSeq and is a predicted model, not a curated record.
AUGAAAUGUACCUGCAAGGUCCAAGCCUACCUGGAUAUCUGCUGCGCUAAAGGCGUGCUCAGUCGCGCUUAUGCUUCAAUAUGCACAAACGUCAAAGAUGAAGGGACGUAUUUACUGGAGUUUAUUCUCUAUCACCACUGGAUUGGGUUCAAUAAGAUAUACGUGAUGGACUACAACAGCAGCCGGCCGUUGUUCAACUUGCGGAUGCUGAUGCCAUUUAUUAAGACCGGGCUUGUUGAAUAUCAUUACGAUGGCGAUCCCAAGCAUCACUCUCGCGAGCGGGGCCGCCUGUUCGCAGAGUACAGUCAGGGCACGGCAUUCCAGCGAUGCAUUGACUUUGCGCACCGCGACCAUGUCUGGAUGGCUUUCAUCGACGCGGACGAAUACAUCAUACUUCGCGAUUACAAGGAAGACAGGCCAAAUAUCACGGCGUUCCUGCAAAACUACGAGAAGUACCCCGGGCUGGCUGUCAACAUGCGCGUGUUCGGCAGCAGUGGCCAUAUCAAGCGCCCGGAUACCGGCACACUGGAGGCGUAUACAAAGUGCACGCCGCCAUCGGCCUAUGACAACCGCCACAUAAAAACGAUCGGGCGGCUCUCCCAAGUACUCAGCAUUGGCGGUAACCCGCAUGAGUUCCGAUACUUUAACGCGGCCGCAGCCGCGGUCAACGAACACGGUGUUCCUAUACAGGGCCCUAUGUCGCUGCCGGUAUCGUGGGACAAAAUAGCUCUACACCACUACGUGACACGGUCGCUGUCGGAAUUCGUGUUCAAGAUGCAACGCGGGCCCGGGGGAUCCCAAAACCGACGAACCAUGGACUGGUUCAAGGCAUACGAUGGUAAUGCCACGGAGGUCUGCACGGAGGGGGUUGACUUGUGGCGUGCCUGUUGUGCCAACCAGUACGCCUCCAUGCUCGGAGCCCUGCGGCGGUUUACUAAACGCGGCGGGAGACGGGUCGCCGGCGGAACGUAG